Molecule: messenger RNA, 1989 nt
Organism: Rhopilema esculentum
Lineage: Eukaryota; Metazoa; Cnidaria; Scyphozoa; Rhizostomeae; Rhizostomatidae
Biological process (GO): regulation of actin filament polymerization
Cellular component (GO): cortical actin cytoskeleton; site of polarized growth; actin filament
Molecular function (GO): actin filament binding
Source: RefSeq, a predicted model, not a curated record
AAGCAAUGCGGACAUAAGACACUUCCGUCUCCUCGUUCCUUGCCUACUAACAUAGAAAGGUCGAAGUAAAUCAUAAUUCUAGUCAAGAUGUGGCGAGCUGGCAAUGAUGUGAAAAUGGACUCGGCUGCAGAUGAUGGUGAUGAAUGGGAGACAGAUCCAGAUUUCGUUAAUGAUGUCAGUGAACAGGAGCAAAGAUGGGGUUCAAAGACAAUCGAAGGUUCUGGUCAUCAAGCAUCUCUCAGUAUGGACAAGCUACGUCAUGGAGUGGAAAAAGAUCAUAGCCAGAUCAAGCAAGAUGACAUGGAUCCCACGAAAGUUGGGUCGUAUGGUUAUGGAGGGAAAUAUGGCGUUCAAAAGGACAGGGUUGAUAAAGUCGCAGCUGACUAUACAUACGAAGGAAAAACAGACAAGCACGUUUCUCAGAAGGAUUAUGCCGCGGGUUUCGGAGGAAAGUAUGGUAUACAGAAAGACCGAGUCGAUCAGUCAGCGGUUGGAUAUGAAUACGAAGGGAAGACAGAGAAACAUGCUUCACAGAAAGAUUAUUCCAGUGGAUUUGGUGGAAGGUAUGGCGUGCAGAAAGACAGACAAGACAAGUCAGCUGUUGGCUACGAAAGCAAAGUUGAACUUUCAAAGCACGAGUCACAGCAAGAUUAUGCCAAAGGUUUUGGAGGCAAGUAUGGAGUGCAGAAGGACAGGGUGGAUAAGUCCGCUGUUGGAUACGAACACCAUGAGGAAUUAGCAAUGCAUGACUCGCAAAAAGACUAUUCAAAGGGUUUUGGUGGAAAAUUUGGUGUACAGAAGGAUCGAGUCGAUCAGUCUGCCGUUGGGUUUGAACACCAUGAAGAUCUGGCCGUUCAUGAUUCUCAAAAAGAUCAUUCCAAAGGAUUUGGUGGCAAAUAUGGUGUUCAAAAAGAGAGGCAGGACCAGUCAGCCGUUGGUUUCGAAUACCACGAGCAACUUGCAGCUCACGAUUCUCAAAAAGAUCAUUCGAAAGGUUUUGGGGGAAAAUAUGGCGUGCAAGCGGACAGACAAGACAAGUCUGCUGCUGGCUACGAAGAUAGAGAACAACUCAGCAAGCAUGCUUCUCAAGAAGAUUAUUCAAAGGGUUUCGGGGGUAAAUACGGUGUACAAGAAGAUCGCAAAGACAAGUCUGCAGGGACGUUUGAGGAAAUGAGUGGAGUUUCCUCCAGUUAUCAGCCUGAUAGACCACGUGGGGGUUCAGGAACAGCCAGCAGUUUGAAAGCAAGAUUUGAAAACAUUGCAAAAGCAGAUGAAGAGGAAAACAGAAAGCGUGCGGAAGAAGAAAGGAAACGCAGAGCGUUGAAAGAAGAGAGGGAAAAAGAAGAAGCAAAGCGCACUCAAGAUAAAUUAGAUGAAGAGGCGCGAUUGAGAAAUGAGGAAAUCGAGCGUAUGGAGAGAGAGCAAGAAACUCAAGAAGAGGAUGAAAGUACUUAUGACCAAGUUGCAGAUACUGAUGCCGCGGCUCCCCAGGUGGAAGCAACUUAUGAAGCUGUGGAUGAUAACCAAGGCUCGGUGCCUGCGGCCGAAGAGGACAACACAUACGAAACAUUAGGCGAUUCAGCACCAGCGGCUGCUGAUACUCAGACUGGUGGAAGGUGUGCUGUUGCCCUUUAUGAUUAUCAAGCAACUGCUGAAGACGAGGUGACAUUUGAUCCUGGUGACGUCAUAACAGACAUUGAAGAAGUCAGUGACGGUUGGUGGCUUGGGGAUGUAAAUGGGAAAAGGGGGCUUUUCCCAGCCAAUUAUGUAGAAAUCAAGGAGUAGUUCGAAAAUACGGCGGACGAAGUGCCUUAGGCAGUUGAUAUAAUUAUAAAGCAAGGGUAAUAUCAGCUUAAAUUCGCUUUUUUACUGAAAUCAAGCCAGUAUUAGGUAAUAUUUUGUUUAUUUAAUUGCAUUUGUUAUACCAAUCUUUUGACCUAUAUUUUAUUAAAUUUGCAGAUAAAAUGAUACAUGAUAGUUUUAAUACUA